AGGUAGGGGAGGGGAACAUGAGGAAGUGACCUCACUUCCUUGACAACGCUUGCCUAACAGAACCUAGAACUCUCAAGGCUGGUUGGCUACAUUUACUGGUAGAGAGACUCAACAACCAGGAGGAUGUUUUCUUGCUGUUUCCCAAAACGCGAAGGCUCAGGCCACAAGAGUUGGUGGAGAGAGGGUGUUAUUCAAAGGCUGAGAGGCUCAGGCAGUCGUCAGGCCCAGAGCCUGGAGCACACUGACCCAAGAACCCCCAAGAUGACACAGGACCCAAGGAAGUCCAGCCCAAAGCUGGAGGAUGCUGGCAAGGUGGGGAGCAUGGAGCCAGACAUGCUGAAGAAGCUGGUGUUCAACCUGGUGCUUGCCCAUCAGCGCGGGGACCCCUUCUUCGUGCCUGCCUUCCUGGCCAUCUACAGGAGGUUCGCCACCACGCGGCAGGUGCUGGAUCUGCUGUUCCUCAGGUGUGCCCCACCUCCAAGUCAGGGGGCCCGGGGAACCUUGGGAGCUCUUGGGGAUGAACCCCCUGAAACGUUUUGCACCCUAAUAUUCCUGAGAAAAAUGCUUUACUCAGAGGACUCCUGUUCAUAAGGCGCAUCCAAGACCAAAUAGGCAG
This is a messenger RNA of Cavia porcellus (domestic guinea pig), 616 nucleotides long. Its product is annotated as ral guanine nucleotide dissociation stimulator-like. NCBI's taxonomy places the organism in Eukaryota, Metazoa, Chordata, Mammalia, Rodentia, Caviidae. The transcript is spliced from 2 exons. Bases 124 to 591 code for a protein of 155 amino acids. The record is from RefSeq and is a predicted model, not a curated record.